UUAUUAUCAAAACUCAGUGAAGACAAUAUAAGGGAGGAAGCGCAGAUACCGAGCAGCGUGUGUUACAAAGAGAAGUAGUGAAAGUGAGAGAUGGAGGUUCCCGGUUCAUCGAAGAAGAUGAUAGCGACGCAAGAGGAGAUGGUGGAAGCCAAGGUUCCCCUUGCAUACAGGGACCAGUGCGCACACCUCCUCAUACCUCUCAACAAGUGCCGCCAGGCCGAGCUCUACCUUCCAUGGAAGUGUGAGAACGAGCGUCACUCCUACGAGAAGUGCCAGUACGAGCUCCUCAUGGAGCGCAUGCUUCAGAUGCAGAAGAUCAAGGAACGAGCCUCCCUUAACCACUCCCAAUCCAAGGGCGCCGCCUUUCCCGUCAUCCCUAAAACCGCCAAUGCCUGAUUCGUUCCAGGAACCUUUGCUUGGGUGGGAGUUCCUUCAUGUUUUUCAGUUGUGUGAAGUCAAAAUUAACUUGGAUUGUUUGUCCAGAGACUAAAAUUAACUUGGAUUGUUUGUCCAGAGACUACCAAAGACUGUUUAUACUUUAAUUCUCGCAAUUUCUCAUCAUGGACACAUGUUUUUACUUGAAAGUAAUAAAAUUUUCUUAACUUUUCAUAAGUGGAGAUAUGGUUGGUUUGCCACUUCUAUUCCCUGACCAAUCAUCACAUAUGUUUGAAAUAUUUUUGUUAAAGGAUCCGGAUCUCAUUAUAUAUCACUCAAGUACUGAUAAACCCUGUAAUUACCUUAUGUGCUAAGAGACUGCCUGCUUUUCUAUAAAUGAAGAAGCCAGUUCUUGGAUUUUGUCA
Arachis stenosperma is the source of this 800-nucleotide messenger RNA. RefSeq names its product NADH dehydrogenase [ubiquinone] 1 beta subcomplex subunit 7. The coding region runs from base 91 to 396 and encodes 101 amino acids. The record is from RefSeq and is a predicted model, not a curated record. Gene Ontology annotation, cellular component: mitochondrion. The transcript is spliced from 2 exons. NCBI's taxonomy places the organism in Eukaryota, Viridiplantae, Streptophyta, Magnoliopsida, Fabales, Fabaceae.